Bufo gargarizans (Asiatic toad) is the source of this 3403-nucleotide messenger RNA. Its product is annotated as E3 ubiquitin-protein ligase TRIM39-like. Bases 547 to 2034 code for a protein of 495 amino acids. The record is from RefSeq and is a predicted model, not a curated record. The transcript has a single exon. Lineage: Eukaryota; Metazoa; Chordata; Amphibia; Anura; Bufonidae. Gene Ontology annotation, molecular function: zinc ion binding; protein binding.
AUCGGCUGUGGUGCCGGGACUUGGACCCCUGCCGAUCUAGUAAUGAUAACUUAUCCUCAGGACAGACCAUCAUCAUCUUUUCCAGGAUAACCCAAUUAAGAAAUAGGGUACAUGUGCAUUCUCAGGAAUGUAGGCAAGUCUCCCCCACAGCUGGCAGUCUGGUCAGCCCUAGUGGUGGUCAAUUAUGGGCCGCUCCUAUGAACUAAGUCAGUUACGUGAUCAGCUCAAGUGCAUCAUGACUAUGAAAGGUGGCAAGGGGCCCAUGACUAUACCGCUUCUCAGUCCACCACUGUGCUGCACUCAGAAGAGAUUAAAAAGGAGUCAAUACAGAUUAGAGAUUAUUGGAAAAAUGUCUGUUCCCGUGUAGAACUCGCUAACACGUCAGCAUGUUAUUGAAAUUUAAGUCUAGCCAGGGGCAGAACAACUUAAUAAAUUCAUAAAAAGGUGAGGCCCGACAUUGCAGACUCGCCCAGAUUUGGAAUAAGGUAAAACAAGCUCCACUAGAUUUCAAGAGACAUUUUUCAACUCGUCUAUUUUUUUUUGAGAAUGGCGUCUACUGAUGUGACAGAAAGUCUCAUCUGCUCCAUCUGUCUGAUUAUCUGUGAGGAUCCUAUAAAGCUGAGAUGUGGACACAACUUCUGCAGGGAAUGUAUUCAGUACCUGCUGGAUAACCUGGAGGGAUCUGGAGAUUUUACCUGUCCGGAGUGCAGAGCCGAGUGUCGAGAACAUCCUGUUCUCCCAAGGAAACAGCUUUUGAGUGAAGAUAAUGGGAUCUUCUGUACCGAAUGCACAUUUUCUCCUCUACCUGCUGUGAUAUCUUGUUUGUACUGUGGAGCUUCUCUAUGUGAUAAUCACUUGCGAGUCCACAGCAAGUCAGAGGAGCACGUUCUCACUAAACUGAAUUUGACAUGUUCCACUCACAAGAAAGCCUCCACGUAUUACUGUUCUGAAGAUGCAGCUUGUAUCUGCGUCACAUGCUUGCUUUCUGAAGAACAUCAAGGACACCAGGUGGAGCCACUGACUGACACCUCAGAUGAUAAGAAAGAAAAACUAUUAUAUGUUCUUGAGACACUGGUCAAAAACAAAAAGGCUGCAGAGGAAAAAGUUGAAGACCUACAAAACUAUCUAAGAGAAGCCCAAGAACAUGCAUGUGGAGUGACCGAGAAAGUUGUGGCACUGUUUAGAGACACUAGAAGAGAGCUGGAUGCCCUAGAACAUAAAAUCCUCAAUUACAUCUCCAACCAGGUGGAGGAGGCCAGAGCUUCAGUCUGCGAUCGACUCCACGAGCUGGAAAUACAGAUAACUGAACUGUCCAGAGAAAUAAGGGACAUGGAGGAGCUAUGCACCAGGACAGAGCCUUUGCCGGUCUUACAAAGAUGGGAGUCUCUCAGGCAUGACAUUGGGGAUGCCCCCAAUCAGGCUCGGAGUGAUGUGGAUGUAGGCCUGAUCUCAGCAACUCUACACACAGCCCUUUCAGAUAUUGUGACCAGGGCGAAAAGGGGUUUCUAUGUCCAGCAGACACCAGACAUUGUGCUGAACUUGAACACCGCUUCUAAUGAUAUACUUAUUACUACUGACCUUAAAAGUGCAUCUGGGUCACAGUUUAAGCCGAAUUGCCCAAAAUUACCAGAGAGAUUUCAGUAUAACCAAGUUUUAAGCACCAGGAGUUUCCCUUCUGGUAGACAUUUCUUAGAAGUGGAGACUUGUCACACUGGGAAUUGGAGGCUAGGAAUGUCCUACCCCAGCAUUGCCAGGAAAGGCUACCACUCGCUCAUCGGUCAUAGUAACAAGUCGUGGGGUUUGUGCAGAUAUCUGAACCAGUAUUUUGUACUACACGACAGGAAGUUCAUUCCUGUUCCCCACAAGCCAUCUUCUCAGAGGUUGGGGAUAUUCCUGGAUUACGAGGCUGGCUACUUGGGAUUUUAUGAGUUGUGUGAUCCCAUAAGGCACCUGCAUACCUACAGCACCAAGUUCAUUGAAGCUCUUUAUUUUAUACUUGGUGUGUACACGGGAUGGGUAAGAAUUAGAAACUAGUUCUAACAAUCUGGGGACCAAUUCUGGUUGGUUCCAUUGUGGAGAUUUAUGUUUAAAGAGGGUUUUCAAGUUUGGCGUACAAGGUUCGGGUUAUCCAAGUAUACCAUUAUGAAUUCCACUGCCACGGACCACAAGUUAUGGUCCGUAGUAGCGGAAUCCAUCAUGGAAUUCUUAGAUAACCCAAACCUGGUACGCCAAACAUCGAAAAACACACAUCCGUUCCACACUAGUCUCCACCUAAAUGUACUUGUAGAAACUAGUUUAGAAGGAAUGUCUCAAUGGCAACCCCUCUACAGAUGUGCCAUAUCCCUCUACUCCAUUGGUACCCACCGGUCUUUACUGACUAGCACUGCAGCGACUACAUACACGUGAUGCUGUAGACUGACUGGCUGACAUAUAGGGCCCGUCGUCACUAAAUAGAGACCAAAUGGGACACUGGGGACUGAACAGGCAAGUUGCAUAUUUUCCACUUAUUUCAUAAUUUUUUUUGAUCUUCAGUAUUUUAUUUCUGAAUUCCAGACAACCCCUUUAAUCUCUGUCAUAUGCUAAAUCAUUCAUUCAGUGGCCUAGCUAUAAGGUGCAGAUGUGACAUCACACCCAAAGCCUGGUAUCCUUCCACUGUACAAAAAGCACAGUAGUGCUAUAGUCCUAUAGCAUGUGAUGGUUCAGAAAUAUAACUGUCUAGAUAUACAGUCAUUGGAGCAUAGCUAGUCAGAUUUGCCAGUCUGGACCCUGGGAAACCCAGCUUUGCCAGAAAGAGGUCAUGGAAACAACUUGUAUUUAAAACUUAAAGGGGUUGUCCAGGAUAAUAAGAACAUGGACGCUUUCUUCUAGAACAGCGUGUACCUAUCCACAGGUUGCUGUGUGGUGUUGCAGCUCAGCCCCUUUCACUUCAGAGUCAAGCCGUUUUACCACAUAACAAUUUUACAGCCCUUUAUCCAUAAUACAUACGACACACUUAGAAAGUCAUGACACUGCUAGGAUAACGGAACAUGGAUGUAUAUUAUGGGAAGGUAUUGGGGUAAAUAGGCAAAGUAAAAUGAUCUUUGUCCUCUCUGCCUGUAGAAACCACUAGAGGGAGCUCAGGAGCUUACUGUAUACUGUGGAUCUGUCAGCAGUUUUGUACCUAUGACACUGGCUGAUCGUGUUGGUUCCAUGUCCAUAUAUGCCCAUUUUUCUCAGCAAUGUGAGGUUUUAAAAUAUGCAAAUGAGCCUCUAAGAGCAACAGGGGCGUUGCCAUUACACCUAGAGGCUCUGUUGCUAUCUCUGCAACUGCAGCGCCCUCUUUACUUUGAUAGGGCCAUUAAUGAUGACGUUUUCACUGCCUGGCCCUGUCAAAAUGGAGAGGGCGUAGUAGUUAGGCCUAUUG